Molecule: messenger RNA, 3672 nt
Organism: Akanthomyces muscarius
Lineage: Eukaryota; Fungi; Ascomycota; Sordariomycetes; Hypocreales; Cordycipitaceae
Exons: 6
Coding region: 1-3672 (1223 amino acids)
Biological process (GO): phosphorylation; phosphorelay signal transduction system
Molecular function (GO): phosphorelay sensor kinase activity
Source: RefSeq, a predicted model, not a curated record
AUGGACCCUAAGCAGGUGCAGACACAGCGAUCCGUCAAGGUCGUGCCCGAGUCUGUUCGAGAACGCGAAGUCUUCAAAUAUGAGCCUUUUCUUCAGGAUAAAUAUCCGACAAAUCGCGACGGACGACCGCCCCCGAGUGCCGACCUGGCAACCUCGACCGACGUCGUCCUGACAUCUCUCGCUCAGCUCGGGCUCUACCAAACCGGAACCGAGCGCGCAUUCAUCUCCCUCUUCGACGCAAAUUCGCAGUACAUCAUCGCCGAAGCCACCCAGUCGACACCCCUCAUACCCGGCCUACCGGGCGACGAAUCCAUGGUGUUUAAUCCAGGCGAUUCCCCCAACGCGGCAGAGCUGCCGUUGAUGGUUGUGCAUGAUUUGACUACACAUGAGAUUUUCUCCACGAAGCCGUACUGUCGAACCGGUCCUGGUCCGCAGUUCUACGCUGCCGUACCCAUACGAACCAGCAGGGGAAUUAACAUCGGUACAUAUUCCGUCAGGAGCUCGAGAUCUGGCAUCACCUGGGAUAGCGCAUCCUCGAGUAGGCUGCGACAGAUAUCUCGAGCCAUCAUGGGCCAUCUCGCUACCAAUAGAGAGAAGCAUGCCUACCGCCGAAAUGCGCGCGUGACUAGAGGCCUAGGAUCGCUCAUUGAAGGCAAGUCCACCUUAGUAGGCUGGGAGCACGGACCAAACAUCGGCGCUUUUGCGGACAACCCCAGCUUGGAGGGAGAACUGGACAAAACACAACAGCGUCUCGAGCGCCAGGAGAGACUAGAAGAGGACCUACCACAACCCAGCAGCGAGAUCAGCAAUGUAACGCUUGCUGCAGAUGAAGACCGGGAACCGACAAAGGCACAAGGGAGGGAUGACUCGACGGGCUUUGAUACCUCGCUAUUUGAUGCACAAAGGUAUAGCUCGCAAGGCAGCAAGAUCGGACCUGGAAACGGAAUUGAUACGGAGCCGGCUCUGCACAUUCACGUACUUGAGCAGAACAGGAGAACGCUUUUUGCCAAAGCUUCGAACAUACUUCGGGAAUCUUUCGAGGUAGAGGGCUGCAUCUUCUUCGACAUCUCCGUUGGAUCAUACAGAAACCGUGAGACGAACAAGUCUCGUACGCCACAACAUAAUGAAACCUCAGCGGGUCAAGCCAACCUGGCAAGCAGUAGUGACGAACAGCCUCCCACGACGCCCAUGGACAACUUGAAUGCCGACUGCGACAUUAUUGCCUUCGCUACAACUGGUGGAUCAAGCAUCAAUUCGGCCAAAGCCGAUCCAGGCGAAGCACACAUGUCUAAACAAUUCCUCGCCAAGCUAUUAAGGCGGUACCCCAACGGCAAAGUGUUUAACUUUGGGGCUGGUGGAGAGCUGCACCCUAGCGAUGCAUCGUCUUCAUCAGAAGAUGACGGACUUCUGACGUCGUGCAAGAAAACUCCGGCUUCCGAGGAUAGCAACCCGGAGACAGCACACAGCGCCAACACAAGCAGUAGAGGGGCAGAUCGGCCACCUCGACGAGUCAGAGAAGGUAUGGAGAUUUACGGCAGCUUCGCAGGGGCGCGUAGUGUUGCCUUUAUGCCGAUUUGGGAUGCAAAACGGGAGCGAUGGUCCGCUGCUGGAUUUCUAUACACCUUCACACCCGCUCGAUCCUUUACAGUUGAAGGGGAAUUGAGCCUUCUCAAAGCAUUUGUCUCGUCAAUCUCGGCAGAGGUCUACGCCCAGGAGGCAUUAGAAUCUGACAAGGCAAAGUCGGAUGCUUUGGGCUCGCUGUCUCACGAGCUGCGAUCGCCACUGCACGGCAUAAUCCUGAGCACUGAGCUUCUCAAUGACACGAACCUCAGUGUGUUUCAAGGCAACGCGGCGCAUACUAUUGAGAUAUGCUGCCGCACGCUACUUGACACUAUAGACCAUCUUCUGGACUACGCGAACAUCAACAACUUUCUUGGGCGAAACAAUAAAGAUGCCAGGGCUUCUUCUCCCGUGUCUAGGGCAUUGACAAAAGAAGGGCAGUUUGGCAAGAAGAGGUUGUACUCCAAUGCCAGGCUGGAUGGUCUUGUCGAAGAAGUCAUUGAAAGUGUCUUUGCGGGCUUCAAUUUUCAGUCCAUGUCUAUCAAACAGCUUGCACGGCGUAACACCUUCAACCUGCGGUCUAGCACCGACACUGCAGCCAAUGCUUGGAUGGAUAAGGCGCAUGCCAUGGAGCAGAUGUCUCCUGGCACCGUUGAUGGUGGAGGUGGAGCCGACGAAUACGAUUUCCACAUUGGACCCGUUCUGGUGUAUUUGCGAGUUGACUCGACUUGUAAGUGGAUGUUCUACCUCCCAGGUGGCGCGAUCCGCCGCAUUAUUAUGAACCUCGUGGGCAACGCCCUGAAGUUCACAACGAAGGGUGCCGUUUGGGUUACUCUCGGUCAGGCGAAAGUCUCCGCAAAGCUGCGACCAUCAGAGACCCUUGUGAAACUGGUUGUUCAGGACACCGGCAAAGGCAUAAGCGAGGACUUUAUCCGAUAUAAGCUGUAUAAGCCUUUCUCGAAAGAAGAUGAGUUUGCCUCCGGAACUGGUCUGGGGUUGAGCAUUGUCAAGAAAAUUGUGGCGUCACUCCGCGGCCGUAUCGACAUGGAGAGCACCGUCGGUGUUGGGACGAAAUUUACCAUCAUCUUGCCGCUAGAGCAGUCUGGCUCCAAAGUGCGCCAGACUGAGGAGGAUAGGGCCUUUGCGGAACAAGAGCAGGAACUUCGGGGACUGCGUGUUCAGACGAUUGGUAUCAUGUCCGGCGAAGAUGAACAGGGUCGACGGAUCGGUAUUGUGGAGGAUAUCUGCCGCAACACGCUCCAUUUAGACGUCGUUGCUCGAGAUAAUGAUCAAGAGCUUAAGCCCGAUAUAGUGGUUUGGACUCCGAACGUGGUCAUUUGUCAGGAUGCGCUGACAGCGUAUGGGCAUUUCACGGCGUUUGAAUCCUCGGGACACGGUGGCAUAUUCGAAUUCGUUUCUCAACCAAUCGGGCCGCGCAAACUAGCUCAAUCAAUACAACGAGCUUUCCGACGAUGGACCAGCAUAGAUACCGACUCAUCACCACCAGUGCGUCCGGCCGGGCUACGCAACUUGCACAACUCCAAUAGCGGCUCCACGGAUAUUACCAUUGAUUCAGCAGAAGUGCCCGCGCUGGCUGCCCGGCAAGCAUCAUUGACGCCAUCGCCGCCGGUAAACGUCUCGGAAAAUGAAGCAUCAUUAGCCGCACCUGAGCUGCCAGAGCUCUCCCGCGAACUGGCAAGCCCAGUUACAGCGCAACUCGAUGGAUCUAUUGGCCCUGACGUAAUUCUGAUCGUUGACGAUAACCGUAUCAAUCGCGAGGUCUUAUCCGCCUUUAUUCACAAGCUCGGAAGGAAAUACGAAAUGGCCGUGAAUGGAAAAGAGGCACUGGAUACUUACAUGCGACACCCGGAUUACUUUGCCGUCAUUUUGAUGGACAUUUCCAUGCCUGUCAUGAACGGCUUCGAAGCGACCCGGGCGAUGCGGAAGUUUGAGCACGAGAACCGCCGGCAACCCACCCCCAUCAUUGCUUUGAGUGGGCUGGCGUCUAACGCGGCGCAGAGGGAAGCGCUGGAAAGCGGCGUCAAUCUCUUUCUUAGCAAACCUGUGCGGUUCCAUGCCCUCAGCGAGGCCUUUGCGUCGAUUCCCGGCUGA